Messenger RNA from Closterium sp. NIES-65, 354 nucleotides. NCBI's taxonomy places the organism in Eukaryota, Viridiplantae, Streptophyta, Zygnematophyceae, Desmidiales, Closteriaceae. The record is from the annotation of a GenBank genome assembly.
AUGUAUAUCACCCUCUACUAUAUAGUCACCCGGCUCCCUGACUCCCUUCGCUUGGUUAGGGACCACUUCCUCUCAGUUUGCCCCACCACACUAACCGUUGACCUCCUCGAGGAGUGCCUCCUAGCAGCAGAGAAGAGCAUAGUCGCUGUAGGAGCCUCUCGUGUGACCCUCGCACCCCCGUCUUUAAGGGGGGGCAAGGGCGCUGGAGGGGCUGGCGGGGGCGGUGGAGGUGGUGGUGGAGGUAGUGGAGGGGGUGGGGUGGUGGUGGGAGUGGUGGCAAGGGUGGAGGUGUCGGUGGCAGUAGUGGAGGCGGAGGAGGCGGCGGCGGUGGCAAAGGGAGAAGAGGCGGCGUAG